This is a messenger RNA of Dermacentor silvarum, 4942 nucleotides long. RefSeq names its product protein C19orf12 homolog. Bases 385 to 804 code for a protein of 139 amino acids. The transcript is spliced from 2 exons. The record is from RefSeq and is a predicted model, not a curated record. Lineage: Eukaryota; Metazoa; Arthropoda; Arachnida; Ixodida; Ixodidae.
CAGGGUGAGUGACGUCAGCGGAAUCACAUGGCGCUUGUUUACGUUCGGCAACGGCAAGUGUCGCUGAACUGGCUGAAAGGCGCUUGUGUAUAGUUUUUGUUGUUUUGAAUGCCUUGGCAGCGCCUCAUCUGGUUGAGUACGGUUACACGAGACUCCGCAUUUGCUUCGUUCUUCUCAAGGAGGAGAGGCGUCCGCCAAUGAGACGUGGCAACGUCGCAUUAGUUUUCCUCGAAGAGUUGCGAGGUUGCGACGCAUUGUCGCAAUUGCUUCUGCUUAGGAAGUACCGGGGGGGAAAAAUAUUUACUUUUCCCCAAUUCUCUUCAGCACAAGUGGACCUCGGCCGCAGUAGCGACCCCGGAUCUUCGUUGCAGAUUGACCACAGACAUGCCUGUCAAGAGGGACGAGAUGUUGGAUGUUCUGUGCAUGGUGUCAAAAGAAGAAAAUUUACGAGUGACAUUCAAGCAUUCAGCUAAAGGAGGUCUUAUCACUGGCGCAACUGCAAUGGUAGCCGGUAUUCUCAUGGGACCAGUCGGGCUAGCUGUUGGUGGGGCUCUUGGAGGCUGUGCAGCUGCAAUAAUGAUGCAAGACAAGUUUGUGUCCGCUGCUGAGAUUAUCAGCAGCAUGUCUGAUGACCAAAAGGAUGACCUCAUCACUGCUGUUCAGCGAGCUUUCGCUGAAAUUGAAGUUGCGGAUGUUGUGGAGUUGGCAGCUCUUCUAUGUGGUGAUAUUCAUAUCAAAAAGCGGAUCAUUCGUGCUAUAAUUGACUAUUUUCACAGUCAGAUGCGCUUGGAAAUUAUUGACUGAAGAUUGUUACCUUAGAAACACCACUUUCUGGAGUUAUGCCGCCCAUGCUAGCAUGAUCUCCUUUGUUCUAAGCUGUUUUGGUGUGUACAUAUGUAAGUUCAUAUUCAUAUGUGAGCAGCCAUUUUCUUUUACAACAUUGCUCCACAAUCGUCUGAAACAUGCAACAUGGUCAACUAGGGAGGGAAUUUUACCUCCAUGCACUGGGAAGAAAAUUUUGUGAGUCAAAUGAUGGCCUUUAAAAAUCUUGCUGAUUACCAUUUACUAUUCAAAUUCAAAAUGUUUAAUACAGAGCCUGCUGAAUAAGUCACUUGAAAAUUGGCGAUAUAUUUACAUGUGUAUUAAAGUGUCAAUUUUAAAAGCUUCUGUUGAGACACUUGGCCAAGCUUAAUUCAUUGCUAUGCCAAACAAUUAAAUUUGAGGCAUUUAGCUUUCAAUAUAUGCAGUGUGACCAUCAUUUGAUGAACAAGACUUGUUCAUGCAUUUCAUUUAAGCUAAACUCGAAAAGCAGUCAUCAGUGCUAAAGAAAUCCAGGCUGCUUGUGCAGGCAUCAGCUAGUGUGAAAGAGAGUGAAGCUGAAAGAAAAAAAAUGUUUGAAUUAAAGAAUAUCGCAAGGUAAAAUAAUGUUUGAGCAUGUGAAUGUGCAAGGCACACACUAGUGCCUAUCGUAACAGUGAACGUGCUGUCUCAGGCAGCAGUGGCACAUGACACUGCUGAUGCUUCUGACUAAUCUAUUCAGUUCUUUUAGGGACAUGAAGGCACUGAAGGAUCUAUAAUGAAGCAUAAAUUAUUUUGUAUGUGUUUUUUUGCAUGUGACAAACUGCCAGACUUCUUUAAUAGAGGGAUUUGGAGCUAUCAAGUGAAUCAAGUCAUAUUCAUCAAUAUGCACAUCAUAGUAUCAUAGUAGCCAGCACCUUGUAUGGGUUUGUUUAUAUUUUGUUUGUUUGCAUCUCAUUGUAAGUUUCUUUAUUUCCUAGUGUACCUAGUAGCAGCAGUUUGGAGGCUAUUGGCAGGGUGCAGUGCGACAAAUGUUUUGAGAAAAGGUGAGGUGUCAAAUUGAACAAAUUUUUCAUUACAAUUAUGCAUUAUAUGAUUUUAAUUAGCAUCAAAUAACACUGCCAACAUCUUUUGUCUUGUGUAAUACUUCUGUUACAUGGGUAAUUUGUGUGUCGUGCCAUCCUUAAAAAACAUAAGAGUGCAAUGAGUUGUUUGUAACUCAUUCAUAUGUAGAUGCAACAUCAUAGCACUUGCAUUGCUGAGUAUUGCAAAGCCUGGUGCAAGAACGUUAUAAAUAAAACCAGUAGAAUUGGACUGGGAGCCAGGUAUCAUUGCCAGAGCUCAGCAGACACACCCACAAUGCUAUUAUGGUGUCCAUUGUAGAAAUGCACAUUUUUAUGCACAGCUGCACUGGUUUUGAUGUUGGUUAUUAUUAUUUUUUUUUGGGGGGGGGGGGAGGGAAUGAUGUUAUCUUGCUCCCAAGAUAACAUCAUUCAGAGUAAAAUCUACAUUAGCAAUUUAUGGGUUGGUGAGAAUGACAAAUUUUUUUUUUUUAAGUGCCAGGUGUCGUGCUCUGCAUGUUAUGUUAGGUUGCCACGCAUUUUUUCCUGAAGUUUUGUGUUCGUACUGUUUCAUUUGUCUUAUGCAAUAUAUGUUCCAACCAGCCCAAUUCAGCAUUUUGAUUUACUGUGAGGGAUUGCAACUGAUGCCGGAACUUUUGUCUUGAGAAGCCAGUUACAAUUCGCUCAUAAUCUGCUUUACCUGAAUGUAAAACUAAUUAAUUAAAUUCUGGGGUUUUACAUGCUAGAACAACGAUCUGAGGCAUGCCGUAGUGGGGAGCUUUGGAUUACUUUUGACCAUCUGGGGUUCUUUAAUGUGCACUCAAUGCACGGUACAUGAGCAUUUUUGCAUUCCACCCCCAUUGGAAUGCGGCCGCCACUGCCAGGUUUGAACCCACGGCUUCGAGCUUAGCUGCGCAGUGCCAUAGCCACUGAGCUAUGCGGUGGGUCCUGAAUAUACAGAGCAUGCACACACACACCUCAUGUUGUUAGAUAACUGCGAGGAAAGGUAAGAUGUGCAUUUGUUUGGUCACAUAGCUGAAGUGUAGAUCGAAGUAAUUGAUUGAGGGACACUUGCUAGAUAUUUGUAUUCAGUCCAACAUGUUAACUACAAAGUGUAUACUAACCAUGGCUGCUGUCUGGCAUGUGUGCUGGGGGCAAUUUGGCCCUCUUUGGUAUGACAAUGUUUCUCUGUAAUACAAUUCUACACUCAGUAGAUUUAAGCUUUGUUUUAAAGGGGUUUUAUGUAGCUGUAACCAGGGUGUCAAAAAAAAAAGAAAUACCGGCUCGAGCUGGGUUGAACACGCUUCGAUUUCGUUCCAGUUCAGUUCUAGUUUGGACAAGUAAAAAUUUAUGACAGUACCGGUUCGUACCACUGAACCGGUUUGCAGACUGGUUCGGUGCAGUCCAUUUUAUCUUGCCCCAUGGAGCUACACAGUACUACAGACUUCUCCGCAUGGCUCAUGUGCAAGUUUCAUCAAGAGGAGGCAGAAAUUUACGAACGAAUUACACAGAUACAGGGGAAUUUCCAUGUGCGUAUUAACUACAGGGGUAAAUAGUGAAAAUACCUGCAUUGCCAUAAGGUCUGCUUGGCUUCCACACUCGUUACUUUGACAGCAGCAGAGUCGGUUAAUUUUCGUUUUGCUUUAGCUUUUUAGUACAGGACUGGUGGUGAGCGAACUGUGGCAUGGGUGAUCUAUGGUGUCGAAGACAGCACAAGUUAACAUUGUAUUACAUAAAUUACAACUUCAAUCUUCUAGUCUGUAGCAAAGAAGGAAGCCAGCAUUUAACAUUUCGCUCAGUUUCCUGCUUUUUUUACAAGCAAGCGAGGACUUCGAUGCUUCUGAAAUAAGAACAAGGACGGUUUCUGCUGAACCCUAUAUCGAUCUUUCUUGUGCAUCUGCACGUGUGCGUAGUCUUGCACUGGCUAAGGGCAGACAAAAGAGUCAAAGCAUAUACAUUGUGCCCCACGAAUAACUUCUACAACUCGAAGAGCAUUGUACUGUGCUUGCCUAAACACAAAAUGUGUGUUGAACCAUGGCACGUGACAAAAGCAAAUUUCACAUGCCGUGUACAGCGGCGGUUACCACUUGCUGUGAAUGUGACGGCAUUCAUUAGCAACCACAGUGUUAUGGUUAUAAUAAGUCAUGUAGCUGAACUCGUUGAUAUCCCUCGUCGAGGACAUCAUCUUUUUUACUCUUUGUGUUUAUCUAGUUUAUCUAGUUUUAGUAACAAGUUAACCUAACAGCCGAAUUGGGAGCAUCACCAGAAUUGUUGAUUCUCCGGAGCCCUUGAAACAACUUUUUGGCCGCUGAACACAACUGCAUGGCUAAAUUCAGAAGUGCAAGCAUCUAUCCCGAGGUGGCCAUAGUUACCAGCACUUGCCAAUCUUCUAUACCAUUCUUGCGCACAGGGCAACUCAUGAGUUGCAACAAUCUGCUAGUAGGGUGCACCAAUUGAAAAAUUAAGUGGAAUCUCGAUGAUACGAAUCUCACGGGGUCACGAAAAAUAUUCGUAUUAGCCGAAAUUUGUAUCAUCGAAACACAAGUAAAACUAGCUAAAUUAAAGAGUCGGAGGUGAACUCACUCUGGCACACGCACAUAAAGAGCAUUAUUUGCAGUAUAGACCACUUGUAACGUAACCGUUUAUAGUGCAGAACUGGCUACAACACGGCCUUUUCCGACUCCCGUUUACCCUCCAAUAAAGCUCCAUGUAUACGCAUACCGCUUAGAAUGCAGCCGCGUGCGACGAAAUACGGUUAUAAUCCGGCUUUCGUGGGAAAAUCUCGCCGACAAGGGCGGUAGCGAGCACGCUUCUCAACGAGGUGCGGCCACCGAUGGGAGAGGAGAUCAACGAGGGUGAUGCGGAGACGUGGAGCAUUAGUCCAAGGGCGAUAAAAUCGUUGCCGCGCGCCGUAUGUGCGAGUGAAAGCACGCGGGGAACGCGCGCCUUCACGGAGAGUGGACUCGACUUCCGUCGCCUUCCAUCGCGCGAAAGGCCGUGGGGGUAUGGGAGGGAAGGGGGGGCGACGCUGUGCUGCGGCACCAAAUGCGUAUCUUGCAACCGGGCGCAAGGGUAACUGGCGA